Messenger RNA from Daphnia magna, 1637 nucleotides. Its product is annotated as keratin, type I cytoskeletal 9. The coding region runs from base 503 to 1294 and encodes 263 amino acids. The transcript is spliced from 6 exons. The record is from RefSeq and is a predicted model, not a curated record. NCBI's taxonomy places the organism in Eukaryota, Metazoa, Arthropoda, Branchiopoda, Diplostraca, Daphniidae.
CAGGUAAAAAACCGUUUCGUGGUUGGAAAAUCAAAAAUGCAUAGAGGUAUUUGGGUGGUACCAUGUUACGUAAAAUUCUAGUUGAAUUUAAUUAAAUUCAAUAUCCGUAGACCUUCUAUUUAUCAUCAGACAUUAACAUAACCACUUGCAAGUCGUCGACUUCCGUUACCUUUCUAGUGUUUCAUUAUUAAAUAUCACCACCGUGACGUCCCUCUUUGUUUUACGUUGGGUCCAGUGUGUUCGGUCAACGUUCGCUAGCUUUGCCCGUUAAAUUCGUCUUUAGAAAUUUCAUCAAGAUAAGAACAUUUGUAUACCAAACAAAGACGAGAUGAGAAAAGAAAUGAAAAAACCAAAAAAGUUCUCUUUCACAGUCCUUUGACCUUAACGGCAAUUUUUACGUAAACGUUAUGGGAAACGUAUAAAUAGACGUGGCAAGCAAGCUCUUGUUCAGAAAAGUAUCACGAUCGAGAACGAGAAAAUUAGAAGUAGUAAGUUGACUGCAAUGCGGACUUGGUUAACAUCGGUGCUUAUCAUUGGGACCGUGAGUGGUAGUUCGGGAACCUACGAUGCUGGCGAUGCUUGGCGCCAAAUGAGUGGACUAACUGAUCAUUCGGCUACCUUUUCGGCGAUAACGACUUAUGACGAAGGAACCAGUUCCCCAAUAUCGUCGAGAGCAGCCGAUUCGAAGGCCGCCGCUUCCUCCUACGGUGGAGGAGGGUACGGGGGAGGAAGUUAUGGGCACGGUGGAGGAGGUUAUGGACAUGGAGGAGCUAGUUAUGGUGGAGGAUAUGGGCAUGGGGGAGGAGGAGGUUACGGACAAGGAGGGUCGUAUUUAAACACCUCGGCCGUUUCUCUCUUGGGCUUCCUUUAUCUGCUCAAUUUGAUCCAGGACAUCCUUAACCAAGUGACUACGACAACAGCAGCUGCUACAGGCCGGAAGAAGAGAGCCAUUCCAGAUCCAUUUCAAGAAUGGUUUUCCAAUCUCGGCCAGGGAGGAAUUCAGACCUUGACUUACGAAGUGGCCGCCACCAUUCUUCCACUUUUGAAUGAUUUUACUGAACAUCACGAUCUCCAACGGCCACUUGUCUGCUUCCAAAGAUCCGUCUGUUCAGCCAAUAGACGACUGGUAUCCACCUACGGCCAAAUGGGAAAGGUCUUUGGCAAACUCGGAAGUGAAGCAGUUCUGGAACGUUUUCAAUCAUUCUAUCCGGAAGGAACCUUCACCGAGGCUGCGAUUCAUGGUCGAAAUUUUGCUGAUUGCUUCAAAAUCUACAGCGAAUGCAAAUUGGAUUGAAGGCAAUAAGACGAAGCAGACGAAUGAAAGAUUUUUUCAUUAUUCAAUCGCGUCUCUUUGUUCUAUUCAUCCGGAUUUGCGUCAUUUUUUGAAACCCAAGACCGAAGACACGCGCAUGGCAUACGAAUAAGAUAAUUUGUUUAGUUUGUUUGUUUUGUUUUUUUUUUCCUUCAUAGAGAGGGUGAGAAAUUAAGACACGAUGGGCACGGGGGUAGGGAGAAAAAGAAUUGUACAACGACCUUACUUAAAUAUAAACUACCCGCUUACUUCAUAAAAUAAAAUACCAACCAAAAUGAAAAUAAUGUUGCAAGGACGAAAAUAAAAGAUUCUGUGUGUUUUUGAA